AUGGCGCUGGGGCUGCUGAUCGCGGUGCCUCUGCUGCUGCUGCAGGCGGCCGCGCCCGGCGCCGCGCACUACGAGAUGAUGGGCACCUGCCGCAUGAUCUGCGACCCGUACCGCGCGGCCCCCGACGGAGGGCCCGCGGGCGCCCAGGCGCCGCCGCCCGGACCCAGCACCGCCGCCCUGGAGGUCAUGCAAGACCUGAGCGCCAACCCGCCGCCCCCUUUCGUCCAGGGACCCAAGGGCGACCCGGGGCGGCCGGGCAAGCCGGGGCCGCGGGGACCCCCCGGAGAGCCGGGCCCGCCUGGACCCAGGGGUCCCCCGGGGGAGAAGGGCGACCCCGGGCGUCCCGGGCUGCCGGGGCUGCAGCUGACGGCGGCGGGGGCGGCCGGAGGGGACGGGACGGUGGGCGGCGGGACCCGGGGCGGCGGUGGCGGCGACCCCGAAGGCGAAGUGACCGGCGCGCUCAGUGCCGCCUUCAGCGGCCCCAAGAUCGCCUUCUACGUGGGCCUCAAGAGCCCCCACGAGGGCUACGAGGUGCUCAAGUUCGACGACGUGGUCACCAACCUCGGCAACCACUACGACCCCGCCAGCGGCAAGUUCAGCUGCCAGGUGCGCGGCAUCUACUUCUUCACCUACCACAUCCUCAUGCGCGGCGGCGACGGCACCAGCAUGUGGGCGGACCUCUGCAAGAACGGCCAGGUCCGGGCCAGCGCCAUCGCGCAGGACGCGGACCAGAACUACGACUACGCCAGCAACAGCGUGGUGCUGCACCUGGAGGCGGGGGACGAGGUGUACGUGAAGCUGGACGGCGGCAAGGCGCACGGAGGCAACAACAACAAGUACAGCACCUUUUCCGGCUUCCUCCUCUACCCGGACUAG
This is a messenger RNA of Pipistrellus nathusii (Nathusius's pipistrelle), 876 nucleotides long. The record is from the annotation of a GenBank genome assembly. Lineage: Eukaryota; Metazoa; Chordata; Mammalia; Chiroptera; Vespertilionidae.